UUGUACAAUUGCACAUUAAAGUGAAAGAACCGAUCAUCAAUCAAUCAAGUUAUAGUUGUAGAAUCAUAUUCAAUUCAUAUUCAUACAAUCAUCAACAAUAACUUUUGACCAACAACAUCAGCAACAUCAUCAUCAAACAACGCUACCCAACCAACAAAAAAAAAACCACUUUUUUAAAAGGCAACAUUCCAGUAGUACCUUACAAUCGUUUCAACGUAUGGUCCACCAAUAAAAUAAAUACAACUUAAUUACAUACCCCAUCCAACAUAAUCACAAUGACUGAAUCAUUAUUUGACACCAAUUUCACUUCUGAAAACGAACCUAAACCAGUAGACGAACAAGUCCAACCAACCACCGACGAACAACCUACUUCUGUUUCCACUGAAUCUCAACCUUCCAAUUCCGAAUCAAGUGAACAAGCUGAAGAAGUCCCUGUCAGUGCUUCAUCCUCCACCAACCACGAUCAAUCCACCACUUUGCCGUCAUUAAAUGACAAAUCUAACGGCGAUGCAGUGAUAAAUGUCAGAGUCUUGGUUUCUGCCAAAGAAGCUGGAUGUUUAAUUGGCCAAAAUGGGAAAGUCAUUGAUGGAAUUAGAGAUGAAACUAAUACUAAGGCAGGAAUAUCCCGAUUACAACCAGGUUCUCAUGAACGUAUUUUAACCGUUUCUGGAAAAUUAGAUAACUGUGCUAAAGCAUUGAGUUAUUUUGCUCAAGCUUUAUGUGACUCCACCAUUGAAACUUACAAUUAUUUCCCAUUGAAGCAAUUGUCAGCCAAUCCAUGUAUUGAAAAUGAAACCACUAUUUUAAGAUUAUUAGUUCCAAAUGCUCAAAUGGGGACUUUAAUCGGAAGCAAAGGGUUGAGAAUUCAACAAAUUCAAUCAAAUUAUCACAUUUCCAUGAUUGCUUCUAAAUCUUUCUUGCCUGGUUCAAAUGAAAGAUUGGUUGAAUUACAAGGUACUGUGAAUGACUUAUACGAUGCAUUGAGAAUUAUUGCUAGAUGUCUUAUUGAAGAUAUCUCUGCCCUUGGUAAUACCAACUAUUAUGUUCCAAGGGGUCACCAUAGUCAAUAUAAUGGAGUCAAUACUACUAACGGAGUUUCUUCAACAACCCCAACCAAUGGAAGAAAUUUCGCCAGAAAAUCCUCUCAUAUCGCCACUACUUCCCUUUCAUUCCCUAAUGACAUUGUGGGGGCCUUGAUUGGUAAGAAUGGAUCAAGAAUCCAAGGUGUUAGAAAAGUAAGUGGUGCCACCAUUGGAAUUUCUGAAGAAGUUGAAGGUAAAAAUGAACGUAUUUUCACCAUUAGUGGUAGUCCACAUGCUGUUGAAAAGGCCAAGGGAUUAUUGUAUCAUAACUUACAAAGAGAAGAGCAAAGAAGAGCUGAAGCUGAAAAGAGUGAGUAAAUGAUGUCACUGUGUGUUUUGUUUUGUUGUUGUUUUUUUUUAUAACUUGUACCAAUAUGAAUGUGUCUGGCUUGUAUACUGGAUAAUUUCGUUUGUCUUUAUAUAUGUUUGUAAUUUUGGUUUGAUAUUAUAUUGUUUAAUUAGUACUAUUCGAGUAGAAGAAGUUGAGUCUAAUGAUUUUUCUAUUAAAGUAUGUCUCAGUUACUAGUACGAUUGUAUUACAAUUUAGUCCAAUCGCAAGUUUCACUAAUCAACUCAGCUAAUUUUUCCAAAUACUCUUGAUCAACUUUGUCAAAACCGUUUAAAUCCAAACAGUCUAAAUCCAAAACACCUAAAGUUUGGCCAUCCUUGACUAUAGGCACGACAAUUUCUGACUUGGUUUCGCCAUCACAGGCAAUAUGACCAGGGAAUUUUUCAACAUCAGGCACCAAUUGUGUUUUUUGAGACAGAGCAGCUGUUCCACAUACACCACUACCGAAUUUUAUAAUUUGACAGGCAACUUUCCCUUGGAAUGGAGCUAAAAUUAAUUCUUCGGGUUUAGAACGAACGUAGAACCCAGCCCAAUUGACUGGAGUGUUAAGCGAGUGGUAUGCAUGCCAUAAUAAUGACGAGCAAUUAGAUAAAUUGGCUACCCAGUUGGUGGUAUCAGACGCCAAGGCCGAGUAUGAAUCAAGGAUAUGCUGAAGGGUUUCCUCUUUGGAUAAAGAAGAACUAAUAUUAGCGUAAUCUGCGUGAUGUUUAUCUUCUCCCAUUGUUGC
Spathaspora passalidarum NRRL Y-27907 is the source of this 2158-nucleotide messenger RNA. RefSeq lists its product as uncharacterized. Gene Ontology annotation, cellular component: nucleus; cytoplasm. Gene Ontology annotation, biological process: 3'-UTR-mediated mRNA stabilization. NCBI's taxonomy places the organism in Eukaryota, Fungi, Ascomycota, Pichiomycetes, Serinales, Debaryomycetaceae. Gene Ontology annotation, molecular function: mRNA 3'-UTR AU-rich region binding. The transcript has a single exon. The record is from RefSeq and is a predicted model, not a curated record. The coding region runs from base 276 to 1400 and encodes 374 amino acids.